Messenger RNA from Lonchura striata (white-rumped munia), 3734 nucleotides. The record is from RefSeq and is a predicted model, not a curated record. Lineage: Eukaryota; Metazoa; Chordata; Aves; Passeriformes; Estrildidae.
UCCGCCGUCCGGGGCUGGAGGCCCCGAGAGCCCGUGGGUGACCCGGGCAGGCCGUGUAGGGGCGGUGGGUGGGUGCUCCGAGCCGAGCGUCGCCCCUCAGGGCGGGCAGGGCAGCCGGGGCUCGGGGAAAACGCCUUCUGCAGAAACACAACGCUCAGCACAGCCACCCUCAGCAGACACGAGCACUUUAUUGUUUUAGUGUUGAACUUAAGCUGUUUAUUUAUUUGCUUUCUCUAGCUGGGUCUGCUGGUGUGGGUGCGAUGAUUGAACUUGUUUCUGCAGUGGCACCAGCGCUAAGGCUGUGGCUGAGCACGGUGGGGCAGGCAGGGGAUGGAGAAAAUUGUGUUUUGUUUGUGAAAGGAGAAAGAACAUUUGCCAGAAAAUAACCACGGUUUUCCUAAAAAAUGCAGGAUGCGAAACAACUUAAAUAGGAGCAGUUGUCCCCGAUGAGCCGAGACUUGUGAAACCAACACAUAUUCUCCAAAAUAAUGCAUUUAUUUGCAGUUACUGUUAUCUUUAAAGCCACAUUCUUUGCAAAUUCAAAGCAAAGGGAUGUGAAUGUAGGAAGAAAUUUAAUUUGUUAUUUAAGGAAUUACUGUAUUACUUUAUCCUUAUAAGGCAUUUGUCUCUGAGGUAAGCGUGGGAAUUUUUCUGUUUUACUAGAAAUAUGAACCUGCAAAUCUUUUUACCAUUUUUAUAUGUUUUAUACUAUAAAAAAAGCUGCUCUUAACAUGCCUGUAAGGGGCUGACUGCUAGAUAGCACGGAUGCAUCUUGCACCUAUAAAAGUAUGGUUUUUGUGGUAUAAAUAGCUCAGAGACUGGAACAAUCUAGAGCAGCAAAUGUGAAGAUGAGCUGCUGUGAAUUCUGUUAAAGGAGUUGGGUUUUUUUGUCAGGGUGGAUAUUUCGAUCCGUGUUUGUACCUCUCUUCAGCUCUGACAGAUUUAGCUGUGUCAGCAGCGUGCAUAGAGGUGGGCCUGACCUUGCAAUCGCCUGAAGAAGUGCCUGCCAGUUUCCUCAGACUUUUCUCUCGCAUCUGCUCCACCCUCCUUAGAACUGGAGAGUUCUUCCCUGCUGCUUCUUCCUCUUCGUGUUUUAAAUAUGAAGGCCGUGCUUUAUUUUUCCAUCUGGUUCUUGCAGUUAGGGGGCACCACUGACAGUUCUGACCUGUCUGGCUCCGUGUGGGAGGUGUUGAUUUUGGGAGAAUGAGCUCUAAGCUACUGCGAAAACUCCCUGUUUUUUAGAACUUUUUUGUUGUCGUGUUAAAUGUAGCUGCUGAUCUAGAUCACUCAUUUCUCCUGAUGGGUGCUGCAUAAUUCUGUAGAACCGCAGUCAGCUUCUGGGCUUUUUUUAUGCUGCUUAGGAGGCUCUAUGUGGGCUUGGUGCUAAGGAGUUGUCUCUGACCUCAAAUUCUUUGAUAGACAAUCUGUCAGCUUUGGAAAUUCCAGGAGAGCGGAGGAAAGAGGAUACAGUGCCAGUGCAUGGUGCCUUUUAAUGCAUGGGUUUGCCGCCGCCGCAGCAGCAACAGAUGCUGAGCUUACGGGCAACAAAUCAGCCAUCGCUGCUCAAUGCCAAUCCUAUGCUUCAGCGGGCCUUACUCAUGCAGCAGAUGCAAGGAAACCUGCGUGGAUUUAACAUGACAGCACCAGCACUGCAGCAGUUCUUCCCUCAGGCUACAAGACAUUCCCUCCUCGGACCACCACCUGUUGGGGUCUCCUUAAAGCCAGCUCGGCUGGGCUUCCCCGGCCUCCCAUUCCAGCGGCAGAACCGGACCUUUCGCAAGGACUUCCAGAGAGUUCCUGACAGGAAGCGGGAACUAGAUCCUGGUUCUUCAUCUCACACACAAGGUGAUGAGAAAAUGGAAAUUCCAGAGGGAAUGCAAGCAGGGUCAGAGCAGAACAAUUCCUCACCAUUCACAGAGCCAAGAACUCCAGCAGAGUCUGUGUUGAACACUGAGCCUGCAGCAAAAAGACUGAAGAGUGUGACUGGGGAGUCUGCGUUAGAGGAUGCCACAGACAGCAAGAAAGCAGAAGUCUCAUGCACCCAUGCCCAAGCUGAUGGUACAGACAAUGCAAGGGAGUACACAACUGAAGAUCUCUCCAGAGAGAAGAAAUUCUCUGAGGAACCGAAGGCUCCUGAGGUGUUGAGCUCUGGAGGUUCACUGAAAGUGACUAUUCAGCAGAGCAGUGAGAGCAGAGCUAUCAGUACAACAGCUCUGAAACCAGGGCACUGGGCCUGCGACAUGGGCACAGCUGAUCCCAACCCGGAAUCAGUCCUUAAAUUCUACUGUUACAUCUGCAAGACCAAUUGCUGCAGUCAGCAGAAUUUCCAAUCCCACAUGGCUGGAAUUCAGCACCAGCAGCGACUUGGGGAGAUUCAGCACAUGAGCAAUGUUUGUUUUGUUUCACUAUUGCCCAUGGUGAAACAGCAGAAAGUACUAGCAGGAAAAGAUGGAGAGACCCAGCGGCGGUGGUGUAACACGUGUCAGGUGCAUUUCACCGGGGACCUCAUCAAACAUCGCAGGACCCAGGAGCACAAGCUGGCCAAACGCUCACUUCGUCCUUUCUGCACUGUCUGCAGCCGCCAUUUCAAGACCCCUCGCAAGUUUGUGGAGCAUAUGAAGUCCCCUGAGCACAAACAGAAAGCCAAAGAGGUUAGGCUGGGAGAGAAGGAGUUGGGGAGCCCAGAAGAUUCAGAGGAGUUGAUCACUGUGGAUGCUGUUGGCUGUUUUGAAGAUGAUGAUGAGGAAGAGGAGGAGGAGGAGGGAGGAGCUGGUGAGGAGGAAGACCAUGAUGUAGUGCUGAUGGAGAAUGAGGAUUCUGCUGCCAAGCAGACUGGGCUGAAGGAAGUGUCUUUGGAGGAUUACGAAGGAAGUGAGAAGUAUUGUCCAGACACAGCCUAUGGCCUGGAUUUUCUGGUCCCCGUCGCAGGUUACCUCUGCAGGCUGUGUCACAAAUUCUACCAUAGCGACUCCGCUGCCCGGCUCGCACACUGCAAGUCCCUGAUGCAUUUUGAGAACUUUCAGAGAUACAAGGCAGCAAGGCAUCGUGCCACAACUGCCUACCCCGAGGCUCCUUUGCAUUCCCAGGGCUCCAGCUCCCAAUUGCUGGAUGAUCCAAAACAGCCUCUUGCUACAACAGCACAUACCAGCAAGAAGAUGAAUGAUGAUCCUGGGAUAGAUAAGGAGGGCACAGAGCUGUCAGCCCUGCAAGAACAAACUUCAAGGUCUCUGGAGGGUAAGGGUGAGCUGGCCACCUCUAGGCCAGAGGGCAAGAGCCUGGCCAGUGUGACUGAUGAUGUGUGUGGUAUCAUGGUUGUAGAAGAAAAUCUACAGGAACAGAACAAGUCCACUGCCACUAGUGCCGACUGCCUGUUCUCUGAGGAGAGCCACACCGUAGGGGAGUCACUGGGAUGUGAGGAAGAAGCCAACACAGCCAGGCAGAGGGCAGGCACAGGUGACCACCAGGAUCCAGGGAGUGGAGGCGGCUUAGGACAGCAGGAGGCAGCAGCAGAGCCUUCCUCCCUCGCCAAAGGUGAGACAGCCGGUCUCACCUCUGCUGGGUGCAGACGCUCUUCCAGGCGCAAACCCAGAUAGAGUGGCCUUAAAGGAGAGCCCUUUACAUAUGAUAUUUGCUGGAAAUGUUUAUUUUCUGAGUCUUUUAAUAGAGCAAAACCUUCAACUUUACCGCUGUUUUUAUUUUAAGAAUAAAUAAGCCUGGCUUUAGCGUGUCUAAUA